AUGAGUACUACAACACCGAUAGAAAAAGCCUCUCCGAAUUCAUUUGGAACGACUACUCUCUGCGAUGUUUGCCCUGACAGGGGCGUAAACGCUUCAUUGGUGUCAAAAAGUCCUGUAGAGGAGCCUGCUUCUGAAUGUUUGUUGGGUCCAAGUGAUAUUGAGCACCGCGAACCAGGGGUUAAGCCUUACGCUUUCGCAGCACCAUUUGCACAUCUAAGCAUUCCUAUGCGUGGUGAACUUUAUAAGGUGCCACAUAAACCAGAAAAAAAUGAAAACGUGGUUGCUUGGAGGGGAGCUGUAAGACCUAAAAUGAGAGAGAAUCAUCAAACGUGUAGGGUAUCUCAAACGCCUUAUGCAAUUAAACCCAAGAAUCAUCUUAACAACAUGUCUGAACUUCUUCAACAUCAUAGCUCAAGGCUUGAUCAUGUUUACAACAAUUCACUAGCUAAUCAUAGAAGGAGUAACUCAGGAUCCGAUCUUGUGAAAAUAAAUUCACCAGCCUUAGCGACGUUGCCAAGAAGCAGACCCAUCAAUUCACGCGGACUCCAUGGAUGCGGAACUAACUUCACUCAUAAAAUUACUGAAGGGACUAAAAUCAUGCGGAGACGCCAUGCCACUAACUCCUUAACUUAUUCAGAAGUGCCAUUUGUUCGCAUAAAAAAUGUCGAUCGUUUACUUAAGAUGGAUCGUGAACUCAACGAUAAGAAAGAGGAGGUUCACUCGCUGAAGAAAGCACUUCGUCGUGCUGAGAUGACGGCACGCUUCUCGCGAGAGGCAGUAAUGAAAUCUUGUGGUCAUAUGUCACUCUCUGGAAUACAUUCUGAUGGAGCAGCCCUUAUUGAACCGUCAUACCUUGCAGAAAAAUCUAUUGCACCAGUGAGUGAAGAUUUAAUUAAAAGAAUAUGCUUCUUGGAGGAAAAAUUGACUGCCUCACUGCAGGAAAUUGACCUUCUCAGGCGUGAUCGGCGAACAUUUCGUGUGCAUCAACUCUCAUUGGAAUUACAAGCGACCGAAAGUGUGUUACGACAGCUGCUUAAUCGCAACCUGAGCUCCGAACAAGCCAAUGGUUUUGAGGCAGCCAAAUUUACUUCUUUACAAAAUGCUAAUGAUUAUAUGAAGAAGGACCAUAGUUCUUCAGCCCCAAUGUCUAUUAUACAUGAUUUUGGUUACUAUCAGGUAGACGGGAUAGAGGAUACACUUAAAAAGGAGGAGUCAAUACAACAAAUGAGCAAACAAUUGAACACACUAAUUCAGCGAAAAAAAUCUGAUGAAAAAGAAACUUUACAAGCUCUUGCUAUGCUCGAAAAGCUUAGGAACGAAAACACGUUGAUGACAAAUGAAUUAUCAGUGCUUCGGCUCUUGCCAGAAAAUUUAGUUUUACAGCAGCAGGACCUUGAACGAACACGGACCCUUUUGAUUCAAUCUGAUCGUCAAUUGGACAAGUACAAGCAGCUUUUUGUCAAAGGAGUGUCAUUAGAGGAGAUGCAAACUGUAGUAGAGGAGCGAGAUAAAUUCCAGAGGCUUCUCAAAGAGAAAAAUGAUCAAGAGGCAGCUCUCCGCGAUGAAAUCGAGACCGCAAGAGUGCGAAGUGCACAUUUUGAUGAGAACAUGAGGAUGCAAAUUGAGAAAGAAAGAAGCCUUGCCAGCGAUAGAGAGGCGAAGCUUUGUGAGACCCUUCAACAACUCGAGAAGAAGCUCGCACGUUUAAUGGAGAUUACACAUUUUCAAAGUCCAGACGCUAUGAAUGGAGUUGGUUUACACGCUGAUCAGCACCUGGUGCCCACACAGCAUCACUCUCGUGGCGAGGACAGCAUUAGUCCUCAGUCCUCUGUAAAAUAUCCAACCGUCGAACAUAUGUCAGAUUUGCACAACCUGCAAGGCAGGUUAGAGGCUUCUGGUUAUGCCACGCACGCGCUUGCAGCUUUAGGAUCUGAUAAUUCUUCACCGAACAAUCAACUGGGCGCUCACACUUCUAGUUCUACAGCUUCUUUGUCAGAAAGCACUCAAAGACUCGCAAAAGAGGAGUCCACAACUAACCCUCACGAGCCACAUUAUAGCUCAUCUCUUUCUAGCGAAAAGCCGACUCCCCAGUCUUCGCGAUCGUUUAGUGUGAAAUCUGCCCCAUCAAUUCAGGGUCCCUUGGUCUCUAUCGUACACUUAAGUGCGGCUACAUCUUCCAACAUAGAUGGAUCAUCAGUGCCUGAGGACAAGCAUUCAGAAGACAAGGAACUGUCCAAGAAGGAGCUAAAUCACUCGAGGCCCAGUUUACUCAUCACUGAAGCUCCAAUUUUCUCUGGUAUUGGGGGAGUUUUGGAGCAAAAAAAUAGCUCGAUUAUAGAAAUACAUACUGCGAAAUAUUCCAUGACUUCACAAGUGGAAUUGGUAUCGCCUCUAAUUGAAGGACACCUGUCUGAUCCCCAUAUGACUAUUCCGCCACCAAAUACUAUUUCAAAUACUACUCCAAUUCCCCCCUUUUCUCCACAGGGGGUUUGUCAGGAAGAUGACGUGCCCUUAUCGCCGAAAGUUACAACCUUGCCAGAUGUUUACCCUGUUACGGUCUUGGCGUCUUCUGAGAAGCCUUCAGAUUUCACGGAGCCUGGGAAUGCCGAUAGCGGUGAGGCCGAUCUUACGGAGAGUAAAGAAGACAGCUGGGUUAAUCUCGCACCCUCUUCCAUUGUUACCCGGCCGCUACCACCAACGAGGGAGACACCUGGAUCAUCGGUUCAUGAGGGGACGCACAAUGAUACGGGUCGGCACGCCACACGACCCUCACAAAGCUCAAGCUCGGCGAUUGAUACAAAAACUGUGAAGAGUCGCCAUCGUGGUUCUGAGGAUCUGGAAGAGGUGGUAAUGACAGCAAUGGUUCCUCUUCGGCCUUUUUUCACCAUUACGGCACCUACAGAAACGGCUGUAACGAAUACGACGGAUCAGAUUUCGGUAGGGUGUGUUUCCUUGUCGCCCAAGCAGUUCCCAGUGGGGCAGAGAGAAUCUUUUCCCUUCCCAAACAUAGGGAUGAAAGAAGGAAGCGAUAACUUGCCUCAAGCCAACAGCAGUGCUUCUGAGGGUAAAAAUCCGAAUGAUAUCAAACUGGAAGGGUCUUUAUUAUCAGGCAUACCGCCAGAAUCUUCACAGGCAAAAAUGUCCUCCUUUGCUGAUAUCGAAAAUGAAGCUGAUCCCCAAGUUAACGAGACAAAACCGAGCGGUAGCAGAACGACCGAGGAAAACGAAAAACAUAGCGUACUAAGCGGUAAAGAUGAAGCAGUGUUUAUCUCACCACUACAACCUCCAGCCUUCGUACCGGUUCUCCCCAUAACAGAUGUGAUGAGCGACGCGUUAAUAGGGGAGAAUAAUAUUUCUAUAACUCAGUCCGACACAAAAUAUUUGAAUGGCGCUGUAGAGAAUGCAAGUGACGUAGGCCCCAAAGCAUGUCUCAAUGCUAUGACUGAAGUGGCACCAAAAAUGCACAUUUCGGAGCUAUCCUAG
Phytomonas sp. Hart1 is the source of this 3483-nucleotide messenger RNA. Lineage: Eukaryota; Euglenozoa; Kinetoplastea; Trypanosomatida; Trypanosomatidae. The record is from the annotation of a GenBank genome assembly.